AUGAUGGUGAAAAUGACUGUUAUUUCGCUGAAGAUGAAUCAUUUUCUGCUUAAUGGAAAAGAAGAUUGUCAGCAUGGUGAAGAUGAAUGGGAUGAAUAUCAACGUCAUCUUUCCAAGGGAAAUAUACCAUUGGCACUUGUUUGCGAUGGUGAAAAUGAUUUGAAGUGGACAAAUAUAUCGAAUGAAACCGAUGAAACUCAUUGUGAAUGGUGGCCAUGUAAUAAUCCAUAUUUUGAAUGUGAUAAUCGUUGUUCCGCUGUUCAACAAACUGUUCAAUUCGAUGGAAGAACAGUUAUAUAUGCAUUGUCGUAUGAAAGUAAUUGGUAUUGUAGUCGAGAAAUUCCUAUGCUAUUUGAAAAUAAUAAAAAUAUUAAAUGUCUUUGUCCUUCAAGUUAUUUUGGUGAUCGAUGA
This is a messenger RNA of Rotaria sp. Silwood1, 411 nucleotides long. NCBI's taxonomy places the organism in Eukaryota, Metazoa, Rotifera, Eurotatoria, Philodinida, Philodinidae. The record is from the annotation of a GenBank genome assembly.